Athalia rosae (coleseed sawfly) is the source of this 837-nucleotide messenger RNA. Its product is annotated as rRNA-processing protein FYV7. The coding region runs from base 211 to 735 and encodes 174 amino acids. The record is from RefSeq and is a predicted model, not a curated record. Gene Ontology annotation, cellular component: nucleus. Lineage: Eukaryota; Metazoa; Arthropoda; Insecta; Hymenoptera; Athaliidae. The transcript is spliced from 3 exons.
ACUGAACUUCAAAAACCUUUGAUACGCUCCUGAGAAAGCAUGCGCCUGCAGGAAUGCAACCCAUCUUACCCGUAAUACUGAUGACAUGCCAACCAAAGACGAUAUGUAUCUCAACUUACCGUUCUUCGACCAACCAUGUGGAGUUGUUCUAACCUAAAUUAAAUCAUCAUUGACCAUCGAACAAGGUCUACAAUUAAAACAUCAACCACUAUGAGUAAGGAUAACAAAGAAAUUGCAAACAACAAGGGAAACAAGAAUCAGCGAGAUGAAAAGACUGCCCAAACUAAAAAACCAUUCGACAAAAAAACUUACAGAUUGAAAAAAUACAGCAACAAGUAUAAGGUUGACCAAUGGGAAGAUCGUCGAAAGAAGGCUGUGCUCAGAAGAUAUUACAAAGAUGUAAAGAAGGAGCAAAAACAUGCUGCACAAAAUUCGGAGCUUUCAAAAAAAGAGUCAGAAAGUGGCGAAGGAAAGAGCAGUAUCAGUGAAGAUCCGCAGUUCAAAGGGAAUGCAUUUUACGCUGCAAAACAAGAAUACAGAAAGAAAAAGGAAGAAAAAAUGAAAAAAAAAGAAGAGAUUCAACGUAGGAAAGAGGAGAAAAUUGAAGCGCUCAAGAAAUACAAAGAAGCGAAGGCUCUGAAGUAUAAAAAGCUAUCAAAAAAAACUAAAAAGGGUCAGCCUGUUAUGAAAGAUAGGCUUGAAAUGUUACUCGAAAAAAUUCAACAGACCAUUUGACAUAAAUGUGAUUUUACAAGACCUCACUACUUCGCACAUAAGAUUUUUUAAGCCAGUUAUUUUCAGUUGUAAUCUACUCAUAAUCAUAAAACGUUCACACAA